Messenger RNA from Quercus robur (English oak), 1272 nucleotides. RefSeq lists its product as uncharacterized. The record is from RefSeq and is a predicted model, not a curated record. The transcript has 5 exons. NCBI's taxonomy places the organism in Eukaryota, Viridiplantae, Streptophyta, Magnoliopsida, Fagales, Fagaceae. The coding region runs from base 1 to 1272 and encodes 423 amino acids. Gene Ontology annotation, molecular function: ADP binding.
AUGGUGACCACACGCUCAGAAAGGGUAGCAAGGACAAGGGCAACUUCAUGGUAUGCUCUAAGAAGCCUACCUGAAGAAAAGGCUUGGGAUUUGUUUGUAAAAGUGGCAUUCGAGCAAGGUCAACUAACAGAGAAUGAAGCCUUUGUAAGUUUGGCAAAGGAGAUUGUUGAGAAAUUGUUUCCAAAAGAUUACAAAAUUAAUGUAGAGACAUUAAUUCAUCUUUGGGCAAUGCAAGAAAAAGAUAACUUGAGCGAUAUUGCAUAUUGCAAAAUGCAUGAUCUUGCAACACUUGUGGCUGGAACAGUAAGUACCAUGUUAACUUCGAGUGAGGAAUAUGUUGGUGAAAAAAUUCAUGUAUUUUUUGAUCUUGUGUAUUCAUCGAGGCAACCUACAAUCCUUGUUGCUAAAGGAAUGAAGAUACGAACAAUUCUUGCAGUACUACCACAGGCUAUUGUGAACGUGGGAUUAAAGGCUAGUUUUGGUGGUUUGUAUAAGAAAAAAGGGGCUAAGUCCAAUGGUGGACCAAGUCUAUUGAAGGAAUUUAGUAAUUUGGGAGGAAGCUUAGAAAUGAAAAUUCUGGGACAUGGAAAAGAUAGCAUGUUGGAAUGUAAAGAUGCAAAUUUAAAGGAGAAACAACAUAUUCAGCGAUUGUUAUUAGAGUGGGAUAUAUUGAGUUGGUUCUCUUCGCUUACAAAUCUUGUUGAUUUGAGAUUAUAUGGUAAUAAAAGACUACAACAUCUCCCGCCAUUAAAUCAACUCCCUUUUCUCAAGUCUGUUAGCCUUGAAACCAUGGAAGCAAUUGAAUAUAUAUUAGAAGACAGUGUUAAUAACAUGUUGGGCAGUUCCUCUUCUUCAAGAACAACAUUCUUUCUAUCCUUAUCUUCUCUCAUAAUAGAACAAUGCCCAAAUUUGAAGGGAUGGUGGAGGAAUUUACCUGAGGAUGAUGAUGUUAAUGAGCCACACCAUCUUUUACUUCCAUCGUUUCCUCCUCGUCUUUCCCAAUUAAAGAUUCUUGGAUGCCCUAACUUGAAUUGCAUGCCCCCGUUUCCAUAUCUCAAAGAAGAGCUAACAUUGGAUGGAGCUAGUUUGAAGGAAUUGGAGUUGGAAAAGGAAAUGAAAGCGAAAAUGGGAGUAGCAACCACAUCAACCUCUUCCUCCUUCUCCUCUUCAUGCUACUUUCCUCUCUCUCGAUUAAAAUCUUUGUGGUUAAAGAAUGUUAACCAUUUAGAAUCUCUUCCAAAGGAGUGGCUGUGGAACCUCAUUUCUCUCUAG